Messenger RNA from Caenorhabditis elegans, 5339 nucleotides. It is a transcript of the gene ego-2, whose product is annotated as BRO1 domain-containing protein. The record is from RefSeq and is marked reviewed. Gene Ontology annotation, cellular component: cytoplasm; endosome. Lineage: Eukaryota; Metazoa; Nematoda; Chromadorea; Rhabditida; Rhabditidae.
CUCAAAAAUGGAGGCUCUUCCAAUAAUGCCUAUGCUGGCUCCACAAUCGAGAUCCUCAACACUUUCCUACGAUAAUAUCCCAAAUUUUGACUUUAGAUUACGCAUGAAAGAGUAUAUUCUGCUCACUUUCAACGCGGACCCCCACGACUACGAUUCGGCGUUCGACGAGCUGACACAAAUGAAAUUUGAAGCCAACGUUCCGACGCCAUCUGUGGAGCAAACUCUGAAAUUAAAAAGAUAUUACGGCCAGCUGUGUAUGAUGCAGAAAAGAUUCCCAAUGGGAGCCGGAGAACAGCUUGAAACACCGUUUGCAUGGCACGACGGUCUAAUCGACAUCAGAAGUGCUCAAAGUGAAGUGACAAUUUGUGAUAUUGAAUUCGAAAAAGCGUCUGUAAUGUUCAAUAUUGGAGCAUGUCAUGCACAAUAUGCUGCCGAGCAGACAAGGGAUACACAGGAUUGUAUAAAAGCAGCAUUUAUGCACUUUCAAUAUGCUGCCUACGCCUUCGAACAGCUCAAUUCAUUCAGAAAUUCGGAUAUUUUUUAUCCGUCAGUGGAUUUGGAUGCAAAUGUCAUUUCGUUUUAUUAUAAAGUGAUGAUUGCUCAAGCUCAAGAAUGUCUGGUUCAAAAGUCACUUUUAGACAAUCGAAGUGCAAUUGUAAUUGCAAAAUUAUCACUUUGGUUACAGGAAGCUUAUGAUUCAGCAGCGAAAAUUGUCGAUGAAUGGAGUGUUAAUAUACCUGAAUCUGUACAGAGGUAUUAUGCGAAGAUAUGCUCAUUAAAAAGUGCAAUGUAUGCUGUAAUUGCCUAUAUGUCAUUUGGUGAUAAUUUGGAAAAAGAAGACAAGAAAAUGGGUUGGAGGCUUCAAUAUUAUAAUAUUGCCAACAAAUAUAUGGAAUUACUCUCAUCGAAUCAUUCGAAAAUGCGGGAACGAUAUCCGGAGCUUUUCGUCACUUCAAGCUUCCUUUUUGAUGUGAUUAGUGCCAAGCAAAGAAACGCGGAAAAAGAGAACGAUUUCAUCUAUCACGACAGAGUUCCAAAACAAGAAGAUGCAAUAGAUGCUGUACAGAAAGACGGUGGUGGUGCAAUGUGUAAAGUGAAAACUCUGUCAUUUGAUCCUCUAGAUCCAUCAGUUUGUGGUUGUGAUCUAUUCGGGAAGCUUCUACCCACAUUUGUACAGGAUGCAGUGAAAAAGUAUUCAGAUGACAAGGAUCAAGCACUUCGAGAAAUCAAAGAAUGUGUCAGAUCCUAUGAUGAACAUCUCAAUUAUCAACUACAACUCGCCGAAUUUGAUAAACUUCGAUUUAUGCUCAAUGAGGGAAAGAGGAGCCGAGAAGCUUGGUUCGAGAUUUCUGAAGAUUUGAUGAAAAGGAAUGCUGACAUGACGUCAUACCCGGAUUGUGUACCAAAUUUAAUCGAUAAAAUGGGAGAAUCAUCGGAUACAGCGAGAGUUGCUGAAGCGAAGCUUAAUACGUUGCUCUCAAAGCUUCGAGCUAUUGAUUUGCAGAAGAGCAGCAUUCGGUCGGAUGAAGGCUUUAUCCUCAUUCAGAAGGAGCUCGAACGGCUCGCCGAGCAUCUGGAGCAGGCAAAAGCUCAUAAUGUUUCACUGAAUAAGGCGAUUGCACAGCACUCUGCGAAUUUGCAACUUCUCACGCUUCCGUGUAGAGAGAUGUGGAUGAAAAUUGUGCCGCCGGAGCAGCAGGGAGAGAUGAGAAAUGGCUCGAGUCCGGAAGAGCUCCAAGUGCGAAAAAUGAUUGAAAAAGUGAUGGAAAUGCAGGCGCAACGUCGAAAGCUCGUCGAACAAUUUGAAGCCGAUUUGAAAGCGGAUAAUAUCUCCAAUAAGCUUAUGGGAACCAAUGAACGGGGAGCCGAGGAAAUCAUGAAAUCGGAGCUCACAAAGCACACGAACAUCCAACAGCUCAUUCGGCUUAACAUCACAGCUCAAGACGCAAUUCUUCGUGCAUUUGCAGAUGCAAACGCUGAUUUCUUCGAAGAACGUUUGGCGAUGAGCACAAAAAAAGAGGAAUACGAGAAGCGUGUCUCGGAGCUCUGUGCUUCUUAUGAAGUUUAUCGAGAUGUUUCCAAAAAAGUUGAUGAGGGAGAACAAUUCUAUCGGCAGUUGAUGGCUAGAUGUGAUCAAUUUGCGAUUCCGGUUCAUGCGAUGGAAGAGCAAUAUCGCGAAGAGAUGGAAAAGAAGGAAAGAGCCAAGAAAGAGGCGGAGCAUCAUUUGAAUCAAAUUCGAAUGAGCCGAGAUGCUCAAAAUGCUCUUAUGGAUUUUGGUGGAGGACGAGGAGGAGGAGCUCCCGGAGCACGAGCACAACAACAAGCCUAUCAACCAUCCAGAGGAGCAGCUGGAGCUGGAGCUGGAGCUCCACGAGGACCACGGCUCGGAGACUUUAUGGAUAGCUACCGGGCUCGGAAACAGGCCCCGCAGGCUCAAAUUCCAGAGGAUCAAGGACCACCAUCGCCCACGCCGAGCAGUAUUUGUGAUUUUCCUGUGCAGAGCCAGCGAAGUCAGAGAUUUGGAGCAUUUGAGGGGGCUCAGGGAGCUCCGGGAGCCCAGAGAGGAUACCAGGGACCUCACAGCCCGGUUCCGGGAGCUUUAACAGGCUCACAGGCUUCUGGGCCUUUUGGAGCACCGCCAGGAGCCCCACACGGCUAUGGAGCACCACUUCAAGCUCCACCACAAGCUCCAUAUGGCUAUGAUCCAUCCCGUUACCAAGAUCCAUCGACAUAUCCGGCUCCACCGCCGAUUCUUCCGGGCUCAGCGGCCUAUGAGCAUGCGAUUAGGCCGUAUCCGGGGGAUACGGGCUCGUAUCAGGUGCCACGAAUCGUCCCCGGAGCACAAUAUGGAGCUCAAGCCGGCUCUGGAGCAUACUUUGGAGCACAAUUCGGAGCUCAGGGAGCCCAAGGAGCACAUUUUGGAGCACAAGGAGUACAAUUUGGAGCUCAGGGAGCCCAAGGAGCACAUUUUGGAGCACAAGGAGCCCAAGGAGCACAAUUCGGAGCUCAGGGAGCCCAAGGAGAACAAUUUGGAGCUCAGGGAGCCCAAGGAGCACAUUUUGGAGCACAAGGAGCCCAAGGAGCACAUUUUGGAGCACAAGGAGCCCAAGGAACACAAUUUGGAGCUCAGGGAGCCCAAGGUCCACCACCGGCAAGCUAUGGAGCCCCCACACCACCUCAAGCUUCCUAUGGACCUGCUCCAGGAGCACAUGGAUAUCAAAACGGAGCCCAGGGACCCCCUGGAGCUGAAGUCGGAGCCCAAGGUCCUCCUGGAGCACAUUUUGGAGCUCAUGGAGCUUCAGCACCACCACCAACAAGCUAUGGAGCCCCCACACCACAAAGACCACCUCAAGCUUCCUAUGGAGCUGCUCCGGGAGCACAAGGACCCCCUGGAGGACAAUUUGAAGCUCAUGGAGCUGCAGCACUACCACCAACAAGCCACGGAGCCCCCACACCUCAAGGACCGUUUGGAGCUGCUCCAGGAGCACAAUUUGGAGCACAAGGACCGUACGGACAGCAAGGAGCCCGCUAUGAAGCUCAAAAAUCGCCAGGAGCAGCAAUUUUUGGAGCUCCGGGAGCACCACCACAACAUCAAGGAUCCUUUGGAGCACAGUUCGGAGUACCACCGCCUCAAAAUUCAGCUCCUGGAGCUCAAUUUGGAGCCAAGCCAGAAGCUUCAUCUCAUGCUCCAACCCCACCACCACAACCUCACCCAUCAUACCAGGCACCGGCUCCACCACCGGCUCUUUCCGUCUUCCAGCAUUCUCCACAAGGAGCACCGAUAACAGCUCCACCGCCAGCUUCUUCUCAUCAUGAGCAUAUUGCUGCUCCUCAAGCUCGUUUCACACCGACUCCAGGUGCUCCGUCGCCAUGGCAUGCGACUCCGGCUGAGCUCAAGACUCCAUGGAACACUACACCACAGUAUCAUGCUCCGCCAGGAGCUCAAGCUGCUGCUCCAGAAGCCCCCGCGGCUCCGGCUCCGGGAGCCCCAGCUGCUCGGAGCAACGUGGAUUUGCUGAGCGACCUGCUCGGCGACUUUAACUUGCCUCCACAGCCGAUUCAGCCGACGGUUCACAGCACUCAACAGCUCCAGCAUCAGGCUCCCCAGCAGCAGGAGAUGUCGGAUUUUCGAAUUGCCGCCGCCACACUGAAUCCGCCGCCGGAAUCGGUUAAACCGGUGAAACCGGCAGCCGCUGUUCAGCCAAUGCCUCAAAUGACGGCUCAACAAGUACCGGCUCACGGAGCACAAGAGACUCCGAUCCUCAAAUCGUCUGAGCUUUCGAGCUCGGCGAGCACAAGCAGCAGCAUCACAGAGCUCUCGGAUCCGAGCAAAUUCCAGUUGGGAGUUGGAAAUGUGCAGAAGCUGGAAAAACGAAUGCUUCAUCAGAGUUUUAGAAACCAAGGACCGCCUCCACCAAUGAAUCAAUCGGAUCCACUCAAUCAAAUUGAUGCAUUCAGUAGCUUCAUGACGCCACGUCAUCAAUAAUUAUUGAUUUUUCUGUAAAAAUGUAUUGAUUUUUUUUUUUGUAAAAAUUCUCUUUUUUUUUGUUGUGAUUUUUCCUGAUUCCGAGUCUACUUAAAGUGCCCAUUUUUAUUGCAUAAUUCUAUAAUUAUUCCCUUCGAGACCCCCCUCCCCGAUGAAAUAUUAUUAUCAUACAUUCGCGUUUUUGCACGAAUGUGUAAUAAUCGAAAAAAAAUUCGUUUUUUUUGUAUCAUAAUUUUUCUGCUAUAAUAGAAGAGACGCAGACAAAAAUGUUGUUCCCCGCAACGAAAACACGCCGAAGCCACGUCGAGCUAUUACCACGUGGCUUCCGCGUGUUUUCGUUCGAACUGCAAUUCAUUUUUUUUUCGAUUUUUUCUCCUUUUUUUGUGAUUUUCUGCUACUACUUGAAGUUUUUUCUCUAUAAAUUUCGUAUUUAUUGAUUUUUUUUCUCGCCGAUUUUAUAGAAAAACUUUUUUUUUCAGCUAAUUUUCAGUUGCUUUUGCACUGCACUUCUUUGGAUAUUUCUAACUUUUUUUGUUUAAUUUUUUUUUCUGAGUUUUGAUGGGAAAAGUUUAAAGUUUACAGAAAAAUCGAUAAUUUUUUUUUGAACAAAAAAAAAACUUUUUAACAAAAAGACUUGAAAACUGAAAAAAAAAUUGCAAAAAAAAAAAUUUUUUUUAAUUUUUUUCCAGAUUUUUCCCUUAAACGAACGUUCAGAAUUUGUAUUUAUAGCGAAAAAAAUCAAUUUGCUUUCCAAUUUUUUCUGGCGAGCUUUGGUCAUUUGUUUACGGCUCCUUUUUUUUCUUGUUUGCUGCAAAUCAGCUGCAUUGUUACUUAUAAAAUUUAGAAAUUAGAA